UUUUCGUUUGUGAAACAGAACAAGAACUUUUUUUUUGAAACACACUUUCUUUUGGGUUGUUUUUUUUGUGUUUUUGGUCGAUCAUGGCUGGAAGUGUGUCAUCGGCGUCGUCAACGGCAGGGUUGCUGCACUUUGGAACAUGCUCGUGGACGGACGAAUCGCUCGUGCGAUGCCACAAGUUCUACCCGGGCAACGUCAAGACAGACCGCGACCGACUCGCCUUCUACGCUUCGACGUUUCCCUGCGUCGAGGUCGACUCGUCCAACUACGCCAUCCCGAGCGAGGCCAAGGUCAAGGCAUGGGUCGAUGCUGUUCCCAAGGGCUUUCUCAUCCACUUUAAGGCCUUCCAGAUCUUCGCCCUGUCCAGCUGCCCGCCCAACGCGCUGCCCUACCUGGUCAAAGAAACCCUCUCCGAUCACCUCAAGCGUCGCGAAACAGUCUCGCGCACCGAUCUGUCCGACAUGCAAAUGUCCCUGCUUUGGGAGCACUGGAACACUUGUCUGAAGCCGGCGCACGAUGCUGGCAAGCUGGGCGUCAUCGUCUUUCAAUUUCGAACAAAUUUCCACCCGUCGGCGGAGAGUAAGCGGCAGUUGCUCGACAUCCGCUCGCGCCUCGAUCCGAAAUACAAGCUCGCGUUCGAGUUUCGCUCCCGUGCGUGGUUUGCGGCAGAGCAGGUCCAGGAUACAAUGGACUUUAUGAAGGCCAACGACCUGCCAUUGAUUCUUGUGGACGAGCUGGAGUCCGAGCUGGCGCCUGUUGGCGCUGUGGCUCGGCCGCCGUGGAGCUCUGAAGGUUCCAGCGGCCCCAGCAGCAGCGCAGCAGGAGCAACAGCAGCAACCUCGUCCGUGCAGCCUUCUGGUGCUGGCUCGAGCACUGCAAAUCCACCCAUCACCGAACCAGAUCGCCCUGGACGGGUGUCGCUCGGCCUGCACGUUCCCGUGCCAAGUCUGAUUUAUGUCCGCAUUCAUCGACGAGAAGGCACCGACCGUUUGCUUGGUCCUGGCGAGCUCCAACGCUGGGCCCAGCGUGUCAAGCACCUCCACGAGCAAGCCACUGGACCAAUCUACUUUUUGUGGAACACAAACUACGAAAACCAGUCAAUGACAAACGCCAAACGCCUCACCGAGCUUGUUCCAGAUCUGGUGUACAACUGGAAGUCAGAACGCUCUGCCGACCGCGGUACGCUGAUGUCCAUGUUUGGAAAAUCGCAAGCUGGCAGCAGCAGCAGCAGCAGCGCCAAGCCUGACGCUGCUGUGCCUCGUUCACAAGUUCCCUCCCAAGGUGUCAAGCGCUCGCACAAUGAAUCUGAGCAGGAUGACAGCGAUAACGUGAGUACGGUCGAGGCUGCCGCUCUUCCGACUGACGCGGCACCGCCGAACGACGAUGAUUCGAUUGAGAUUAUCUCGUCGCCUGUCGCGGAUGUGAAGCGUGUCAAGCUGGACUCUGCGCCAGCUCCAGCAGCAACAACAACAGCACCAGCUGCACCAGCUGCAGCAAAGCCAUCAGCUCCAUCGAGCCAUGCGUCAGUCAAAUCUGGCAAGGCAGCCGCAUCCCCAAUGAAAGGCCAGAAGGCCAUUUCUUCCUUCUUCCGGAGCGCUUCUUGAAGGGUUCUGCGUGUCCACGACUCUUCAAGUGUUCAGGCACCUUUCUGCUAUUUUUGCUCUCUCGAUAAAGAACCGCCCCCAAAAAAACCAAAAUGGGGAUCAAAUCAAGGAUGGUUGAUUCGUAGAUCAGCGAGUGUCAUGGCAAAAAAUGCAAUGUUAAUAGUCAGUUCUCAGGGUUGAUUUGUAUCAUUGAUGUUUGUUGUUUUGU
This is a messenger RNA of Capsaspora owczarzaki ATCC 30864, 1812 nucleotides long. RefSeq lists its product as hypothetical. The record is from RefSeq and is a predicted model, not a curated record. The transcript has 3 exons. Lineage: Eukaryota; Filasterea; Ministeriida; Capsasporidae. The coding region runs from base 84 to 1604 and encodes 506 amino acids.